AUUGACCCAAAGGAUCUGGAGGUAGUGGUGUCCCUUAAGACCAAGACUCCACAGACAGUGGGAGACAUGAGACGCCUUCUUGGAUUCCUACGUUACUACAGAUCGUACAUCCAGGACUUCUCGCGGAUUGCCAGACCUCUUUAUGAACUACUGCAAGUAAAGCCUGAGAUGCAAGAGUCCCUGACACGCAAAGGGAAGUCCAAAGGACCGCAGCUAUCCUCCAGAACUCCUGUAGAGUGGACAAGAGAACAUCAGAUGACACUUGAGCGACUCGUGGACAUGCUCACAAGCCCUAUCCCGACUUCAACCAGCCGUUCGUGCUGCAUACCGAUGCGUCCGAGCAGGGGCUCGGAGCGAUCCUGUACCAGCAGCAAGAGGGGAAGUUGAGGGCCAUUGGGUAUGGUUCGAGAACAUUAACCCCUGCAGAGAGAAACUACAACCUACACAGUGGGAAGUUGGAGUUUCUCGCAUUGAAACGGGCAGUGUGUGAGAAGUUCAGGGACUACCUGUAUUAAGCCCCUCACUUCACGAUAUAUACAGACAAUAACCCGCUCACCUACAUCAUGAGCAGUGCCAAGCUAAAUGCCGUGGGGCAUCGAUGGGUAGGGGAACUGUCUGAUUUCCGUUUUGAUGUGAAGUAUCGCCCAGGCAAGGUAAACAUCGAUGCAGAUACGCUGUCACGGAUCCCGCUAGACAUUGAUAGAUAUAUGUCCGCUUGCACUGAGGAGUUAACCCAAGAUGUGGUGUGUGCAACGUAGGAGGGAAACAGAGCGGCUCAGAGGAAAGAUGUUGCCUGGAUCGCUGCCCUACACAUCUCCUCUCUGAACACCAGACAGCAGCUACCUGCACUCCUGCCAACGAUAAGCCAUGAUGAGCUGGUGAGAGCACAGCGAGAAGACCCGGCUAUUGGAGAGAUUGUGAAGUUCAAGGAGACAAGUACAGCACUAACUGAUGAGAUGCGGAAAUCAGUCAAUGUACAGUCUAGAAAGCUCUUACAUGAGUGGAGUAAGCUACACUUGGAGAAUGAACUCCUGUACAGACGGACUGAUUCCAGACAGCAGCUUGUCCUACCUGCAAAAUACAGACCUGUGGCAUUGAAACAUCUUCAUGAUGAGAUGGGACAUGUUGGUACGGAGAGAGUGCUCAACCUGGCUAGAGAACGGUUCUACUGGCCCUAUAUGAAGAGGAAGAUUGAGGGCUAUGUUACCAGGAGGUGCCCAUGCAUCAAACAGAAGAAACCUGUCGCUCACAUGCGGGCUCCUAUGGGCAGUAUAACGACAAGCUUCCCUCUAGAACUCGUCUGCAUUGACUACCUACACCUUGAGACUAGCAAGGGAGGUUAUCAAUACAUCCUGGUUGUAAUUGACCACUUCACGCGAUUUGCACAAGCGUACGCUACGAAGAACAAGUCAGGUCAUACUGCAGCAGAACGCAUAUAUAACGACUUUGUCCCACGUUUUGGUUAUCCGGCCAAGCUGCACCACGACCAGGGCCGUGAGUUUGAGAACAAACUGUUUCGGACAUUGCAGAAACUCUCAGGAGUUGGACAUUCCAGAACGUCACCAUAUCACCCACAAGGCAACCCAGCAGAGAGGUUUAACCGCACCUUAUUGCAAAUGCUGAGAACGCUGGCAGACCGAGAAAAGGAGCGCUGGAAAGACCAUCUACCACAAAUGGUACAUGCGUACAACUGUACCCGGCAUGAGGCCACUGGCUACUUGCCACAUUAUCUGCUCUUUGGCCAUCACCAACGCCUACCAGUCGAUUUGUUAUUUGGGUUGAUGGAAGAAACAGACCCAGUCACACCGAAAGGGUAUGCACAGAAGUGGGCGAAGAGAAUGUCCGAGGCUUAUCACAUUGCAAGCGAGAACAGCAAACAGUCAAGUGCCAGAGGCAAGUCAUAUUACGACCAAAAGAUGAAAGGAUCUGCCCUGCAACCUGGAGACAGAGUGCUCGUGAGGAACCUCAGUGAACGAGGAGGUCCUGGAAAGCUAAGGUCGUAUUGGGAAAGAGCCAUAUACCUAGUCAAAGAACAGGUAUCAGAAAACCCUGUGUACGUUGUGUAUCAAGAAAGUGGAGACAAGCAGAAAACAAGAACCCUGCAUCGUAAUCUGUUGUUGCCUGUGAGUGACCUACCUGUCGAAACUCUUCCUGGUCCAGUGAACUCAGCACCUGCGGGAAGACAGAGAAAAAGAUGUUCAAGAGCUAGUGAUGCAGAGCAACAGAUGCUUGACAGUGACAACUCGGAGGAUUCAGAGGAUGAACAGAACACUGGACGCUAUUGGCUAAGACUGCCUUUGAAUAGGACAGAACGGAGAGACUCAGUCCAUGAACCGACUUCAAGUCGAAGACAAUCAGAUAAUGAACCUGUAAUGGAGGGAAUACUGAGUGAAGAAGAAUUCGUACCUGGUAGACUCCAACAACCUGUGAGGGAAGAAAGACACCUACCUGAUCCAGUGGGAGUACCUGGAAGGAAAUACCAAGGACAACUACAAGAACAAAAUGAUGAAGAAUACAUGCCUGAUCGAGUUCCAUCACCUGCAAGAGAAGAACUGUGGCAAUCAGAAGGAACAAAUGAUGAUGAACACUUACCGCUAAACAGUGAUGUCAGAAGAUCGACCAGAGAGAGAAGACCACGACACAUAUUUACAUAUGAUACACUUGGUCAGCCAACAGUAAACACAGUUGAGGCAUACAUACUAUUAUGGGGUACACCCUACCAUAUUCCACUAGCAUACCCACCUGCACCUUACAUGCCACAAACAUGUAGUCCAUACUUUGCACCCAUUCAUUGAUUUCGAGUUUUGAAGAAACAUUUGUAUUGAAUAUUUUGAGACUGUCAGGAGCCAUUUUUAUUUUGUCGGGGAAUGUGUGACACCCACAAAAAGUUGUUAUUGUGUAUUUAUAUAAUUUGUUUCAAUAAUAUUCAUGUGAAUGAGAAGUAAUGGUGACACUAGGAUCUCAACAGAUGUCUAAACAACAGCUAACUACUGACAGUAGGGGGCAGUGUAGGUCUGUUUCACCGUGGGAGUCUCCUGUACACUGACGUACUUCCGCCCAAACUUCACAAUCCUGUGGAAUUUGGGAAAGCGACAACACGUUUCAAUUUGUGAUCCUUGUGUCCAUAUUGCAGGUACCCAAGCCGGGACCUGUAACAGUUUCUUGGGGGCUCGUCCGGGAUCGGCGCCACCUACAGGCCAAGGUUGGAAGCUGAUCCACUACAAUAGAUGACAUCGAGAGCUUUGCGGCCGCUGCAAUUGAUGAAUGCUGUGGAAGGAGGACAGGUGUGAGCAUCACGGUGAUUGUUUGACAGAAGUAGAGACUGUGUCGACUUGCUGGACUGUGUGUGUCUGACGUGAGGAAGAGGAACAAUGGCUGACGGAGAAAGGAAGAGAUUAAUGUGGGACAUUAAGAAGAGCCUGUUCUGCCUGUCACCAAACAACCUCUUUGACAUUGCCAACAACGUGGGCCCAGUGCCAGGAGAAGAACAGCCAAAACUGGAGAAAGAAGAUCACGAGGGUUGCUUUAAUCACAUCUGUGAGUUUAUUUAUAGCGAGCAUCACAUUAACAAAGAAGACGAAGGUAUGACAGAUUUGUUGCUUCUGAAAGAUGUUGUUGAUGCUGCAUUGCAGUCUCAAAAAGUGGUAAAAUUUGUAAAACCUGUUGAAAGUAAUACCGUUGAUGCUGAUGCUAGUGUUCAUGUGGGGCCAACUUAUUCUACUCAGGCAGUGGUAACCAGUGCAGCCAGGCCUGCUCAGUCAAAUGACUCCAUUAACACUACUACUGUAAAUACAUACCAUGUUACCCCAAUCAGUGAUAACAUUGAUACUGCUAUGCCUGAUUCAGUUGGUGCCGCACAAAAUGUUGAGCUACAAAGAAUGUUAUUAAGCUAUGCGGAGCUUGGGGAAAAACUUAAACAAUAUAUUGACACACCUACCACACAGUCACUCACCUCACAACAUUCACUCACACCACCAGCGGUACGGAACAAAGAUUCAUACACACCACACAUUUCAUCACACCACACACUCGCUACCAACUUGGACACAAUACUCACCAGCCAGAAGAGAAGGUGGUCUCCCUCCGAGAACUCUCUUAUCUUCACCGAAGAGAAUUCAAAAUUCAAGGGGAUCAAAUUGGCGAUAACACAUCAGACAU
This is a messenger RNA of Nerophis lumbriciformis (worm pipefish), 4158 nucleotides long. RefSeq lists its product as uncharacterized. Gene Ontology annotation, molecular function: nucleic acid binding. The record is from RefSeq and is a predicted model, not a curated record. Gene Ontology annotation, biological process: DNA integration. NCBI's taxonomy places the organism in Eukaryota, Metazoa, Chordata, Actinopteri, Syngnathiformes, Syngnathidae.